GAAAGCAUUUCUUCCAAAAGCUCCAACUCUCUCUCUCUCUCUCUCUCCUAGUGUGUGUUGUGCGUGUAAAUUUUGAUGCUUCAAUGGCAUUUUCGUGUAGCUACAAUUCAGCAGUAGCUACUUAUGAUUAUCGUUUCCCAACAUUUUCGUCAUCUCUCUCGAAUUUUCGAUCGAAUUCUGCAUUUUUGCCCUGUUCUUUUCUAAAGACGCUACGGCCAAGUCGGAGAAAAUAUUUCCUCAAAAUCAAUGCCACUGCUACUCUAGAUUCCGGGAACGGCGCCGUUUCUGUAGCAAAGGAGGUGCGGGAGCAGCACCAGUCUUCCACGGAUGAGGAUUCUUAUGGCAGACGGUAUUUUCCUUUGGCUGCUGUUGUUGGACAGGAUGCUAUUAAAACUGCUCUUUUGCUUGGGGCUAUUGAUCGUGGAAUAGGAGGGAUUGCAAUCUCUGGGAGACGAGGAACUGCAAAAACAGUCAUGGCACGUGGGCUACAUGCAAUUUUACCACCAAUUGAAGUAGUUGUUGGUUCAAUAGCAAAUGCUGAUCCUGCCUGCCCUGAAGAGUGGGAAGAUGGAUUUUCUGAUAAAGUUGAAUAUGACCCUGCUGGUAACAUCAAGACCCAGAUAAUCAGGUCACCUUUUGUUCAGAUUCCACUUGGAGUCACGGAAGAUAGACUAGUAGGAUCCGUUGACAUCGAAGAGUCCGUGAAAUCUGGAACAACUGUUUUUCAGCCGGGUCUUCUUGCUGAAGCUCAUAGAGGAGUCCUAUAUGUUGAUGAGAUAAAUCUUUUGGAUGAGGGUAUUAGCAAUUUGCUUCUUAAUGUGUUGACAGAGGGCGUUAAUAUAGUAGAAAGAGAGGGAAUCAGUUUCCGGCACCCAUGCAAACCGCUUUUAAUAGCAACUUAUAAUCCAGAGGAGGGUUCUGUACGUGAACAUUUGCUGGAUCGCAUAGCAAUAAAUUUAAGUGCAGAUCUUCCAAUGAAUUUUGAAAAUCGUGUUGCAGCUGUUGAAAUUGCUACAAAGUUCCAAGAGCGUAGUAAUGAAGUUUUUAAGAUGGUCGAAGAAGAAAUGGAGUUUGCCAAAACUCAGAUAAUUUUGGCAAGGGAGUACUUGAAAGAUGUUACUAUGAGCAGAGAGCAGCUAAAAUACUUGGUUAUGGAAGCACUCCGAGGUGGUUGUCAGGGCCACAGAGGUGAACUGUAUGCUGCUCGUGUUGCUAAAUGCUUAGCUGCACUGGAGGGGCGUGACAAAGUGAAUGUGGAUGACCUGAAGAAAGCUGUAGAAUUGGUCAUCCUUCCGCGUUCAAUCAUCAAUGAAAGCCCAGCUGAUCAGCAAAACCAGCAGCCUCCUCCUCCUCCUCCUCCCCAAAAUCAAGAUUCAGCUGAAGAGCAAAAUGAAGAAGAAGAUAAGGAGGAUGAAAAUGAUGAAGAAAACGAACAGCAGCAGGAGCAAAUACCUGAAGAGUUUAUAUUUGAUGCAGAGGGGGGUUUGGUAGAUGAGAAACUUCUUCUCUUUGCACAACAAGCACAGAGACGUCGAGGCAAAGCUGGGCGAGCCAAGAAUGUUAUAUUUUCUGAGGAUAGAGGCCGAUAUAUAAAGCCAAUGAUUCCUAAGGGUCCUGUAAGAAGACUGGCUGUUGAUGCCACCCUCCGAGCUGCGGCACCAUAUCAGAAGUUGCGAAGGGAAAGGAACAUUCAAAACAGCAAAAGAGUUUUCGUGGAGAAAUCUGACAUGAGAGCAAAAAGAAUGGCGCGCAAAGCAGGAGCUCUGGUGAUAUUUGUGGUUGAUGCUAGUGGGAGCAUGGCAUUAAAUCGCAUGCAGAAUGCCAAGGGUGCGGCCCUUAAACUACUAGCAGAAAGUUAUACUAGCAGAGAUCAGGUUUGUAUCAUCCCCUUCCGUGGAGAUGCUGCAGAAGUUCUCUUGCCUCCUUCCAGGUCAAUAGCAAUGGCUAGGAAACGACUUGAGAGACUGCCCUGUGGUGGGGGUUCUCCCUUAGCUCAUGGGCUUACUACGGCUGUCAGAGUUGGAAUGAAUGCAGAGAAAAGUGGUGAUGUUGGGCGUAUAAUGAUCGUUGCAAUAACUGACGGUAGAGCCAAUAUAUCACUGAAGCGGUCCACGGAUCCUGAAGGUGCUUCUGCAGAUGCUCCUAGACCCUCUACUCAAGAUCUGAAGGAUGAGAUUCUUGAGGUUGCUGGUAAAAUAUACAAGUCAGGAAUGUCUCUUCUUGUCAUUGACACAGAAAAUAAGUUUGUUUCAACAGGGUUUGCCAAAGAAAUUGCUAGAGUUGCUCAAGGAAAGUACUAUUAUUUGCCUAAUGCAUCAGAUGCUGUUAUCUCUGCUACAACGAAGGACGCCCUAACAGUUUUAAAGAGCUCUUAAUUUAGAACAUUCAUCUAUAGCAUUUGAUAGAAAUUAACUAACCACAACAAUAAUUUUUUACUUUCCUUUUGAACCAUGUUUGUCGUUUUGAUUAUUGAAUGUAAUCUGUAACCAAUUUUCCAAGUUAAUGAUAUCUUAAAUUUCAAAA
Coffea arabica (coffee) is the source of this 2523-nucleotide messenger RNA. RefSeq names its product magnesium-chelatase subunit ChlD, chloroplastic. Gene Ontology annotation, molecular function: ATP hydrolysis activity; magnesium chelatase activity; ATP binding. Gene Ontology annotation, biological process: chlorophyll biosynthetic process. NCBI's taxonomy places the organism in Eukaryota, Viridiplantae, Streptophyta, Magnoliopsida, Gentianales, Rubiaceae. The record is from RefSeq and is a predicted model, not a curated record.